Molecule: messenger RNA, 2885 nt
Organism: Salvelinus fontinalis (brook trout)
Lineage: Eukaryota; Metazoa; Chordata; Actinopteri; Salmoniformes; Salmonidae
Product: oocyte zinc finger protein XlCOF19-like
Exons: 2
Coding region: 268-1089 (273 amino acids)
Biological process (GO): regulation of transcription by RNA polymerase II
Molecular function (GO): DNA-binding transcription factor activity, RNA polymerase II-specific; RNA polymerase II cis-regulatory region sequence-specific DNA binding
Source: RefSeq, a predicted model, not a curated record
ACGUACAAUCUAGUGGACGGUUCUUCAGAAACAGCUCCUCAACCACCUCGGUAGCUUGCUAGCCAACAUAGCCGAAAGAUUCAAGCUAUUUAUACGCUUUCGGUGUAUAUUAGCUACUCUGUUUGAGACUCACUUCUGUCGUAUGAACUUGUUAACCUAUUUAAUGUAAUAUUACGUUAUUUUUUAUUAGUCAGCUAUAGUAGCUGGUUGGUUAAAUUCGCACUAGCCUAGUCGCUAAUGAUAGCUAGCUAGCUAACAUCCCCGAACAUGAAGUCAGUAAGCUUCUCCCCUCCUGCGAAAGAAGAGGCGCUCUGCUGGACGGAGAAAGAGGGUCUGUGGCAGAACAUUGUUGUGAAAGAGGAGAAGGAAGGUGAGGCUGUUACAUUGAAAGAAGAAGAGAAAGAAGUUUCAGUGAAAGUAGAGGAAGAUGAGAAAGAGGAGGAUGCCGUUUUUGGUGUGAAAGAGGAGGAGGGGGAGAUUACUGUCACAUUGGAGGAAGAAGAGGAGGUUGGAGAUCCGUUUAACCCCAGAGAGAGAUGGGACUAUUGUGGAUCCUCUGGGGAGCCUCAACAACAUCACGAUGCUGACAGGGCAGAGAAGAGUCUUUCCACAUCAGAACACCUCAAGAAACACCUGCGGAGAUCCACAAGGAAGAGACCUCACUGCUGCUCUGAUUGUGGGAAGAGAUUCACCUCAUCAGCAGGCAUUAAAAUUCAUCAGAGAAUCCACACAGCAGAGAAAUCUUAUAGCUGUACUCAAUGUGGGAAGAGUUGUACUCAGCUAAGCAGCCUGAUAUUACACCAGAGAACACACACAAGAGAAAAACCUUAUAGCUGUGAUGAAUGUGGGAAGAGUUUUACUUGUUCUAGCCGUCUUGUUGUACACCAGAGAACACACACCGGAGAGAAACCUUUUAGCUGUAACCAAUGUGGGAAGAGUUUUACUCGGUCAAGCAGCCUGAUAUACCACCAGAGAACACACACAGGAGAGAAACCUUAUAGCUGUAAUCAAUGUGGGAAGAGUUUUACUAUAUCUAGUGUGCGGACUAGACACCAAAGAGAACACACACACAGGAGAAAAACCUCAUAGCUGUAAUCAAUGUGGGAAGAGAUACUCUGAUAAUAGAUAUCUGAUUAAACAUCAGAAAAUACAUGGAGUUGUUUCAUGAUAUCAGUGAAAUGUCACAAUGUAGAAUGUUUUAACAUUGUAGAAGGAGUAUUUUAAUGAUGUCACAAUGUAGAAUGUUUUAACAUUGUAGAAGGAGUAUUUUAAUAAUGUCACAUUGUAGAAGCCUAAACAUUUGCCCCCUUAUCAAAUUAUUUCAGCAUGAUAUGGAUAUUAGCCUCAGGGGAAAAAUCCAGGCUCUGAAUUGAGAGAGUAUUAUUUAUGAGAUUCAACAAAAAAGUGACUAACAAGAAAAUAGUUGUGUUACACUUACCACGUUGGUGACGCACUUGAAUCAAAAUGCAACACUUCAAAAUGUAGCUAGCUGUUUUCUACAAAUUGUCCUCUAACCAGGGAUGUACAAAUUAUUCCCAGUUUCCGUGUGGUUUUUGAGCUGUUAGUUUUAACAGUACGUGCAACCUCAUCGUCCUCCUCUCGGCACAAUUGAUUUCAACAUGAUAUCGAUGAGUGAUGACAAAUAAGUGUUGUGUUCCUUUGUUUAGCGACCCCUAAAUUUAAAUGCAUCACUCAAAUGUAGCUGACUGUCUUCUGCAGGUUGUCCUCUAAUCAGUGAGGUAACAGAUAUCUCCCAUUUCCAUGUGUUUUUUUAGUUGUGUUAGUUUCAACAGCACAUACAACCUGAUGUCCCCCCUAAUUGAAUUCAGUGAUUUAUUGCUACUUGUCAAAACAACAGUGUUUCUGGUGCUUGUGCAGUUUAUAAGGUGCUUGUUUAAGAAAUACAAGUAAUAUGAUUAUUGUGGCAGAUGUUUGUGUAUAUAGUACAUUUUAUGUUUAGAUUUUCAAUUUAUCACAAACUGUUUCUGCAUUUGGACUAUUGAUUUGGACACGUUUAAACUGUGACAUUGGGGAUAUCCCACCUAGCAAAAUGUCAUUGAAAAUAAGACUAUGCCAUAUAAGUUUGGUUUUAGUUGAAAGUGUAAAAGAAAACGAGUUAAUUUCAACGUACUUGCAGCUUAUACACAUGGACGCAGUAUAAUAAAUUGGUCUAUAAUCAAUUUUAUUAACAAUCCUAAUAAAUUGAGUCAUAAAUAUAAAAUAUAUUUGUUGUCCUAAGAGGAAGGUGUUACAGUCUUUGGUUUUUCCAUUUAUGUUUUGAGGUUGGACUUUAGCAUGUAUAGCUCGUUAGCACGUAGAACGCACUGAUUGGUGUCACCUCGUUAGUCAGUAUGUGUUACACCUGUGCUGGCUUGUCCAUCUCGUUAGUGGGAAGGUGUUUCACCUGAGCUGGUCCAGGUUCUAUUUAAGAGUGUCUGGCCCAGUGUCCCAGUUGUCUUGAUAGAUGUGGAGAGUCAACACCUUUAGGUGCGCCACCGUUUUGGUUUGUUUCCUGUCUUUAAAUUUGGUGUGGGUUUUUCUUUUGUUUGCCUCCUCUUGGCAGAUUUGGUGGGUCUCAUGGUGGGUGUCUUUUAUGUCCCAGUUGUUGUUACUAGUCAACUUUCAGUGGACACCCCCAUAGUGUCUUUCAGAGCCCCUCCUAAAAAACAAGCUUAUAUUUUGGGUUGGAUAUUGCAUCCAAUUAAUAUUUUAAUCAAUGGUAUUUCCUUAGAAUGUUCAUUAGUCUUUCAGUUGUUAGUAGUCUGUUGUGGACUAAAUAUUUCUGUUUAUUUUCAUUUUUAUUUUUUUCCUGUGAAGCCAUUCUGUUGAAUCCAUGUCUGAAGUGUGCUGUAUAAAUAAAGCUUGAUUUGAUUUCAACUAAUGAA